Molecule: messenger RNA, 3432 nt
Organism: Coturnix japonica (Japanese quail)
Lineage: Eukaryota; Metazoa; Chordata; Aves; Galliformes; Phasianidae
Source: RefSeq, a predicted model, not a curated record
UGCAGGUCCCAGCCCCCCUCUAGGUUCACUGAAUGAAACUUCCCCUCCCUGAGCUCCUCCACCAUCUCUUGUGUCACACCCCUCCUUAUGUUCCUUCUCUAUCUUUUGUAUUCCACCCCUUCUGUCCCUGCUCCUCAGUCUCCCAGCACAUCCCAUCCUUUCUUCUUAUUCUCCUUUAUCCUCAGUCACAUCCCUUUCCACUUUCAUGUGCUCUUCCAUUGGCCAUGGUAUCCCACACCACUUUAUUCUGCUCCUACAUCAUCCACAUAUCUCUUCUCUGCUUCCCAUAUUCCACUGCCCUCCACAGUCUACCUCUCUUUCUCUGCAUUUCCAUUUUCUACCAUAUCCCCCCCUUCCAGAGCUCCUGUUGCCCACUGUUCCCCAUCCCUUCCUCCAUGCUCCUCCAUCACUCAUCAUGUUUCAUUUCCCCUAAUUGCUUCUCCAUCACCCACAACCUCCUAUUCAUUCUUCCUUCCACCGUCCUUCAUUUCUCUAUUCUCCCAUCACCUGCCACCUCCUCUUUCCUUGCUCCCUCUUCACCCACCACAUGCUGUCCCUCCUUGUGUUCUACCAUCACCUACCUCCCAUUCCUCCUUCCUGUGACCUGUCACCUCACCUCUGUGUCUGAUCCCUCUCUGCCAUGUUCCUCCGUCACCCAGCAUGUCCUAUUCAUCCUUACUGUGCUCCUCCAUCACUCACCAUGUCCCCAUUCUUUCUGUGCUUCUCUGUCAGCCACCACAUCCCCUCACUUCUGUCACCUCCGCAUCUCAUUCUUCCCUGCCAUGUUCUCCCAUUGGCCAUCUCCCAUCUCUCCUUCCUGUGUUCCUCCAUCUCCCACCACAUCCCAUCCCAUCCCUUGUUAUCGACAUCCCAUCUUUUCUUCCUCCCACCUCCCUGUCUCAUCUGUCCUCAUCCUCCAUCACCUUGUCCUCAUCUCAACAUCUCACCAUCCCUUCUCAUCCUCCAUGAGCUCCCACCAUCAUCACAUCCUGCUUUAUUUCAUUUCCCCUCCCUAUCUUUAUCCAUCCACCUCUACCUCCUCCAUUCUCCUCACCUCCCUCAUCCUCCUCCACUUCCCCACCUCAAAAUCCAUUCUCACCUCCCACUUUUGCCCUGCACCUCCAGCUGUCAACAUUUCCAACCCCUUCUCCAUUUCCCAUCAUCUUCUCACAUCUUUCUCCAUCUCCCACCAAUCUCUGUCUUUCUCUAACUUUUGAGCACCUCUCUAUCUCUCAUCUAUCUCUUCUAGCUGUAGAUGUUCCUGUUCCCUGGAGGACAGUUGGACUAGAUGACCUUUAAAGAACCCUUCCAACUCAAAAGAUUGUAUGAUAUUCUGUGAUUUCCCAUCAUCUCUUCAUACCUCCAGCAUUAUUCCCUCCCCCCCCCCCUUGUCCUCCAUCACCUACCAUCUCUCUUCCUGUCUUCUUCUACUGCCUGUUUUUCUAUGCUCCUUCAUUCUCCUCCAGCUCCUGCUGUCCCCAAUCCCUUUCAGCUCCCCAACACCUCCUGUUCUUCCUCUUCCUUAACACCUGUCCAGUUCUCCUCAUCCUCCUGCAACCUUUCAUAGUCUUUUUGUCAUCCUUCACUUUCCAUCUUCCCUGUAUCUCACUGUCCUCCUCUGCUUUCCACCAUCUCCUAUUGCUUUUCUUUCCUCUGUCUCUCACCUCUUCUUCCAUCUCAGUUUCUGUCCCUCCUGCCCACUUCCACCUUCCAUCCUUCCCCAUCCCUUUUCAUACUCUUUCAGCUCUGGCUGUUGCCCUGUCUCUCCUCAUACCUUUUCUCCUGCAAUCUCACCGUCCCUUAUCAUUGUUCACCUCCCAGUUUCACUUUCUCCUCCUAUUCUUCCACUUUCCUAUCCCUCCUCAUUUUCUAAGUGUCCCACCUCCCUCACUGAUUUCCCCGCCGCCUCUUCCUGACCUCCACUCAUCCUCACUCAACUCAUACUUCCCUCCUUUGCCAUCUUCUCAUUCUCUUUCACCUCCCAACUCCAUCCUGCCUUCCAUCUUCUCCCAGCCCACCCUCCUGCUGUUCUUGCUCUCCUCCAUCCUGCACUCUUACUCCUAGCACAUCUGUCCCCUGCUGUUAUUGCCCCCUUCUCUUCCUCCUCCCUUUGCCUUGUAUCCCAUCCCUCACCAACCCAGGAAAGCCACUUCCAGCACAGCCAUCCCUGUUGCAAGCAGGAAGGACAGAGACUUGAGCUGAGGCUAGGUUGGAUGAAGGGCCAGCCUGCCACCCUAUCCCUGCUACUCAUGACAUUUGCAUAGCAGCAGUGAUAGCCAUAGCUUGCAGGUUGGAAGAUUCCUGCUGGAUGUCAGGAAACAUUUCUUCCUUGAGCUGUACAGCUGGAACUGGUCACUGGGGAAGUGGGAAGAUUUCUGCUAUUAGAUCGCAAAACUCAGCUGAAGUCACUGGUGUUCUGACUUGUUAGCAAUAACCCUGUGGAACAUGGGAGCUCAGCCAGAGUCUCUUGGAAUCCACUGAAGCACUCACACCCGUAAGAGAUUUCUCCAAACAAUGGAGGAUUUCCUAGAGUGUCAAGAAAGGCCAGACAUGGCUUUAAGUGUGAUGUUUGUGGGACAUGAGGAGCCAUCACUGCUGCUUGCUCUGUGGUACUCAAGCAGGACCACCCUGUGCUGUUUGAGCAUUGCAGACUGCCCAAACAGGAUCACUUCAUACUGCUCCAGCAAGACCAUUCCACACUGCUCAAGCAGGACCACGCCAGGCUGCUUAAGCAGAAUCAUCCCAUGUAGCUUGAGCAUGGCCUUCACAUAUUGCUCAAGCAGGACCAUCCCGUGUAGCUUGAGUGGGACCAUUCCAGGCUGCUCAAUCAGGACCAUCCCAAGUUGCUUGAGUACCACAGGCCAAGCCAAAGUGGCUUCCAGAUCCCAGGCCAGUGAGAUACACUGAGAUGACCGCUCAGCCCCUCAAGCCAGCAACCCUUGCAUCAUCUUUGUUUUCCUUCCCUUGGAUUGGGCCAUGCAAAGGCAUGACUGUUCCCUCCCUACCACUUUCGACUGCAGCAGGGCACAAACUGCUGGCACUGCCUAUGGGAGGACAGGCCUUCCUUCUCCAGACUUCCCCAUCCCAUGGGAGCCCCAGACCCUGAGGGACCUUCGUGGAGGACCCUCUCAGAGCAUCCUACAUCCUUCACACACAAAGGCCAGCCAGCUCACUUGAUGCAGACUUUGCCUUGUAAUGCUGGAGGCUCCCAACCACCCCAUGGAGGAGCAGGGUCUCUACCCCUUCCUGAGGUGAUGUGUCCCACUGCAACACAGGCAGCCAGAGUCUGGAUGGGGCAGAGGUGACAUUUGUAAAGCGAUCCCAUCCAAAUGCCUUCCUGGCUGGUGAAUUUGGGAGAGGGUGGAGAGAAUUUCCUACCUGUGUUAGAACCUAGCUGAACUUACGUGUCUCCCCAAGCUGGAUUUCUUAUUC